Messenger RNA from Chrysemys picta bellii (western painted turtle), 4761 nucleotides. RefSeq names its product solute carrier family 26 member 9 (gene SLC26A9). Gene Ontology annotation, biological process: transmembrane transport. NCBI's taxonomy places the organism in Eukaryota, Metazoa, Chordata, Testudines, Emydidae. Gene Ontology annotation, cellular component: plasma membrane. Gene Ontology annotation, molecular function: chloride transmembrane transporter activity; oxalate transmembrane transporter activity; sulfate transmembrane transporter activity. The record is from RefSeq and is a predicted model, not a curated record.
GGUUUAUAUUUGAGCACAGUCCUCUGCACACCUCUACCUGGGGAGCAACUCUCUGCCUGGGCUUUCUUGACACAUUUGCAGCUCACCUGGCAGAAUUAGCCCUUUCUUCCCUCCAGCAAAGGUGAAGGAUUUGAAGGACACCGAGAUGAACCAAGCCCGACCUCGCUAUGUCGUCGACCGGGCUGCGUAUUCUGUCAACUUCUUUGAUGAAGAGUUUGAGAAGAAAAAGAGAAGUUACCCGCUUGGGGAAAAAGUCAAGAACCUUUUCAGAUGUUCAUCAUCCAGGUUCAAAGUCAUCAUCUACAGUCUGUUUCCAAUACUCGUUUGGCUCCCCAAAUAUAAAAUUAAAGACUACAUUGUGCCCGAUAUCCUCGGGGGAAUCAGUGCGGGGACAAUACAAGUGCCACAAGGGAUGGCCUUUGCGCUGCUUGCCAAUCUGCCUCCCAUCAAUGGACUCUACUCCUCCUUCUUCCCUUUGAUACCCUACUUCAUCCUAGGUGGCAUCCACCAGAUGGUCCCAGGCACCUUUGCUGUCAUCAGCAUUAUCGUUGGGAGCGUCUGCCAUGAUCUGGCUCCUGAAUCCGAUUUCCAAUACUUUAACCAUACCACCAAUGAGAUAAACAUCAACAACACAGCCAUGGAGGCAGCCAGAUUGGAGAUCUCCGCCACGUUAGCUUGUCUGACAGCCAUCAUACAAAUCUGUCUGGGAUUCGUGCAGUUUGGCUUCGUUGCCAUCUACCUCUCGGAAUCCUUCAUCCGGGGCUUCAUGACUGCAGCAGGGCUCCAGAUCCUCAUCUCGGUGCUCAAAUAUGUCUUUGGCUUGACGAUCCCGGCCUACACUGGGCCCUUGGCCAUCGUCUAUACAUUUAUUGAUAUUUGCAAAAAUCUCCCCAAGACCAACGUGGCCUCCUUGAUCUUCGCCCUGAUCAGCACUGUGCUCCUGAUUAUUGUGAAAGAGCUCAACAUGAAAUACAUGAAGAAGAUCCGGGUGCCCAUCCCCAUGGAGAUUGUCAUAGUCAUAGUAGCUACCGCGGUCUCCGGCUGCUUGAACAUGCCUGAGAAAUACAACAUGCCAAUCGUUGGGAAGAUUAAGAUGGGCUUCCCAGUCCCCACACUCCCACUGGUGAGCAAGUGGAAAGAUAUGGUUGGCACAGCUUUUUCACUUGCCAUUGUGGGCUACGUGAUCAACCUGGCCAUGGGACGAACCCUAGGAACCAAACAUGGCUAUGACGUAGACCCCAACCAGGAAAUGCUUGCCCUGGGCUGCAGUAACUUCUUUGGAUCCUUUUUCAAAAUCCAUGUGAUCUGCUGUGCUCUGUCUGUAACCCUAGCUGUGGACGGGGCUGGAGGAAAAUCUCAGAUGGCAAGUUUCUUUGUAGCGCUGGUGGUUAUGAUAACCAUGCUGGCUUUGGGAAUCUACCUCGACCCCCUUCCAAAGGCUGUGCUGGGAGCCCUGAUAGCAGUGAACCUGAAAAACUCCCUCAAGCAGCUGGCUGAUCCCUUCUACCUGUGGAAGAAAAGCAAGCUGGAUUGUUUGGUCUGGGUGGUGAGUUUCCUGUCGGCUUUCUUCUUGGGCCUGCCGUUCGGACUCGCUGUCGGAGUGGGAUUUUCUGUGUUGGUGGUGGUUUUCCACACUCAGUUUCGUAACGGCUCUGCCCUGGGUCAGGUAACUUCCACCGACAUUUACAAGAACCCCAAAACCUACAAUAAGGUCCAGGAACUUGAUGGGAUUAAAAUUGUGACCUACUGCUCCCCAUUGUACUUUGCCAACUCAGAGAUAUUCAGGGAGAAGGUUAUAGCGAAGACUGGGGUAGACCCCAGCAAAGUGUACUUAGCCAGGAAAAAAUACGUGAAACACCAGGAGAAGAAGGCGGCAUCACAAAAAACAACGAAGCUGCAAAAAUUGUUCUUCGGGAACAAGAAGACCUUGUCAGUGCAAGAGCUCCAGAAAGAUUUUGAAAGCACCUCUCCGACGGACACCAACAAUAAUCAAACGACUGCCAACGGCACCAGCAUCUCCUACAUCACAUUCCACCCCCCCGCAAACAAUGCCGGGCAGGUCAAUACCUCAAGUGAACAGGGCAGCAUCUCGAGCCAUCGGGGCAGCACUUGCAGUGUUAUCCCAGCUGCCAACGUUGACCUGAUGAUCACAGCACCGCCCUAUGUCAGCUUCCACACCAUUAUCCUGGACAUGAGUGGAGUGUGCUUCGUGGAUCUGAUGGGCACAAAAGCUCUGGGGAAGCUGUGUUCCAGCUACCAGAAGAUUGGGAUUAAAGUCUUCCUGGCAAACGUGCAUGCCCAGGUGUACCAUGAUAUUAGCACAGGCGGAGUCUUCGAAGAAGGGGGCCUAGACCCAAGUCACAUCUUCUUGACCAUCCAUGAUGCUGUUCUGUUUGCACUGGCAAAUGCCAAAGGAGUCUUCCGUCCUCCUGGUUUAGAAGAGAGACCAAGUCAGACGGAGCUCUCCAUCUAUGAUGAAUCUGUGGAUGAAAGCAGUUCAGAAUUCAAGAACUUGGAGGAGGAGAUGUUUGGAACCAUGUUCCGUUCGGAGGCCCAGACAGCGCUGUGAGUGUCUGGGGGAAUGUUAAAGUGCCGGCAAAGCCUCCGGAACUGACUAUUCUCACAUAUUCCUUUAUGAAGAUGCUUCCCCUGUCUGAGUGGUGCGCAGAGCAGCCUUUCUGUGCUUCCAACCCGGGGUAGCAGUGAGUUUGCGAGGCAAGGGGCAGUCACACCUCUCCUCCUGACAUCCUCUCUUCUCCUUCCCUCUGUGUGUGGAAUUCAGAGCAACAGACUCUUGGAGCAGGUAGCAGAACACAACAGAAGCAGGAACUCAGGAAAUAACUUUCAUCUAGGUGUAGAAGAGCAGCAACUUCAUUUAAUGGCACGUGCCUCCAGGCAGAAGGAUUAUUAAUAUUCGUCAUCGUUGUCAACCCUAUCUCUGUCUCUCCUCCUCCAGAACCCACUCACAUACCCAGUCAUAUGGAUUGCAUAACCUAGGCAUCACCUUUAUUUUCCUUCCUUUUUCCAAUGAGGUGAAAUAUAAGGAAAUUUACAAGCCUUUUCUGGCUUUAAUUCACAACCACAAAUAACCCUCUCAAGAUACAGUGAUGCAGGUUUGCAUGGUGAUAAUAUUUUAAAAUGUGCACUGACUUUUUGGGAAUCUGCACACUGAAUUUAAGCCUGUGAAUUUCUUGGGGUUGCCGCCCAAAACCACCUCUGUAUUCUCUAUUACUCUACAGGCCCUCCUGCGCUGUCCUGUCUAUUACAGGUACCAUUUACUGAGCCAGUGCUCUAUUUUUGUUACCCUAAAAUCCUUGGUACCACUGCAUGGGAGUAAUGCUGCAUUCUGUAUUACAUGCUCAGACUAUUUUUGGAUAUCAGGCACCCUUAGUUCACAUGACCAAGAGCUCCUACCAGCUCUAGUGGGUGUUAUAUGCACACACUGGCCUUCCCAAUAGUUUGGGUAGUUAAAACAGGGCCGCCCAGAGGAUUCAGGGGGCCUGGGGCAAAGCAAUUUCGGGGGCCCCUUCCAUAAAAAAAAGUUGCAAUACUAUAGAAUACUAUAUUCUCAUGGGGGCCCCUGCGGGGCCCGGGGCUGGGGCAAAUUGCCCCACUUCCACCCGUCCGUCCGUCCCCCCCGCCCACUCCCCACCCCCCGGGCGGCCCUGAAUUAAAAUAAAGCUUAUUCAAAAUACCGGCAGAAUUAGGGCCUGAUUCAAAGCCCAUUGAAGUCAAGGAGAAUCUUGCCUUUUACUUUAACAGGAUUUGGGUCAGGCCUUUAGUCUGGGAAUAUCACGAGAGCAGCUAUUCCUGUGGUAUUUUGAUGCUUCCUUUUCCUAUUCUCAGUAUCUGGAUAUUACUAAAAAGUUCAGUUUAGAUUCAGCUCUAGAAAUAGGUAAGUGUUUCAGGGUGAGUGGGUUUUCCUAACCAGUUUGCCCAUCCCUAGCAAAUUUAGGGACAGCUCAGUGCAUACAUCCAAUAGUUUUUGAUGAUGCUAUAACUCAGGAGAAGUAUAAUUAAAGUUUGAGCAUAUUUUGGGUAUGCCAGGAGUCAGCAGCUCUUGUGAUACCCAGCACUAACCUCUCCAAACUUGGAGCUUCAAGGUGAAGAGAUUUUAGGUAAUCACCUAAGUGACAAGAGAAAGCUCAUCUGCUAGGUCUGCUAUGGUGUCUGGUCCCUCAUGCGCUAUAUGAAUUUGAAUAAAAAUCACCACAAACUGAUGCUACCAGGACAAUCUACCUCUCGGGCAAACAAGCCUGACUCGAUAACCCAUAGACAGAUGAGAUCUUUUUAAUUUUUUUUAAAUCCUAAUACUUUUAUAUAUAAAAGUGUGAGUGAUGCUAAUAACUAUUGCUAUUUUAGUUUUUUGUUAUAGUUCCUUCCUUUCAUCCCCAUAUUGAUUCUCUGAAGCUUAUGACUAGAGGAAAUGCAUUUAAAGUAUAUGUAAAUGCUGAAAAAUACAGUAUGUUGAGGAUUAAAGGGACACUUAUUAAUACAUUUAGGCCUCAAAUUCAGGUUUUGUGAAAAACAAUUCUCCAAAAAUUAAGAUUAGCAGAAUUUUGUCUAUGAUAUUUUUAAAGUUCUGAUGAAAACAGUUUUUUGUCGGGAUUUUAAACGUGGUGUUUCCAGCCUUGGGAUAAAGCAUAAGGGCCAGAAAAUGAAACUGCUUAGAAGCAAAUGUGAAACUGACUAGUCUGUUUUUUGGGAAUGCAAAAAUAAAUAAUGGCCUUAAUAAAUAUAAAGAAAAUUUGCUUUUAAAAA